Messenger RNA from Periconia digitata, 1017 nucleotides. The record is from the annotation of a GenBank genome assembly. Lineage: Eukaryota; Fungi; Ascomycota; Dothideomycetes; Pleosporales; Periconiaceae.
AAGAGAUACCCAGAAUCAAGACUUUGUGAGAGGUAUGGUGAAGCUCGCGAAUGGUUGGAGAGAAUGACGCUCUGUAAGAAAGUUCAAAGACUCGGCCCAAGCCUUAUCGAUUUGAGACCUUUCCACAAGCGGUUAGAACCAGCAUUUUCGCCGGCGCAUCUUAAUUCACUACACGGAUCAUCGACUCGCCGGUCACGCCUCUCUACAGCUACCCCCACCAUGUCUCUUUCAUCACCGCUACGGCACACAGCCCGGCUGUUUCAAUCAUGGACAUGCUCCUCGUGCUCUCACUACGUGUCACGACCGACCUUGCGACUGGUGCGCUCAUCGAACACAGGAAUCGUACGACCACGAAGAUGUCUCAACACCUCGAACGAUGCGAAACAGAGCUCAAUGCCCUCAAUGGACACGAUGCAAGAGCGAUAUAAACAGAAGAAUAGGACGACUCUAAACUACGUUUUUAGUAUAAUUUUGGGAACCGUUGCGCUUUCAUAUGGCUCUGUACCCAUGUAUAAGAUGAUUUGCGCAACCACAGGCUGGGGUGGGCAGCCCAUUCGAUCAGCAUCCCACGGCGGCGACCCCGACCAAGACCCUUCAGAGCGCCUCAAACCCGUCGAAACGCACCCUCGAAUUCGAAUUACCUUUAAUGGAAUGACUUCAGAUGUGCUUCCAUGGAAGUUUGUGCCUCAGCAGCGCGAAGUGCGUGUGCUGCCCGGCGAAACGGCGCUGGCUUUUUACACGGCCACAAACACCUCUAAGGAAGAUAUUAUUGGCGUCGCGACCUACUCGGUUACACCGGGACAGGUCGCCCCGUAUUUUAGCAAGAUCCAGUGUUUCUGCUUCGAAGAGCAGAGAUUGAAUGCAGGCGAGACUGUAGACAUGCCGGUUUUCUUCUACAUUGAUCCCGAGUUUGCAUCGGAUAUCAACAUGAAGGGUAUUCUGACAGUAACUUUGAACUACACAUUUUUCAAAGCCAAGUAUGAUAAGGAUGGUCAUUUGACACCUGUAGCUAGUUAA